Jaculus jaculus (lesser Egyptian jerboa) is the source of this 723-nucleotide messenger RNA. RefSeq names its product serine protease 55-like. The record is from RefSeq and is a predicted model, not a curated record. Gene Ontology annotation, molecular function: serine-type endopeptidase activity. Gene Ontology annotation, biological process: proteolysis. Bases 1 to 723 code for a protein of 240 amino acids. The transcript has 4 exons. NCBI's taxonomy places the organism in Eukaryota, Metazoa, Chordata, Mammalia, Rodentia, Dipodidae.
AUGGUGAGUUCCCCUGGCAAAUUAGAAAUGACAGUGGUAAAUGCCACUGUGAUCUUGGGAGCCAAGAAGCUCAGCGACAUCCAUUUGGAGAGAAAACAAGUGCAAAAGAUCAUCGUUCACAAAGAUUACAAGCCGCCCCACUUUGACAGUGACCUCUGCCUGCUCCUGCUUGCCACGCCAGUGGAGUUCACUAACUUCAAAAUGCCCAUCUGCCUGCCACAGAAGCAGAGCACCUGGGACCGGUGCUGGAUGGCUGAGUGGGUAUCAUCGCCUGGUUACGGUAGGUGCUACAAAGGCUUUAACAUGCAACUGAAGAAGCUGAGGGUGGUUCAGAUUAGCUGGAGACAAUGUGUCAAGAGAGUGAGUCAGCUCUCCAAGACCAUGCUUUGUGCCUGGAAGGAGCCUGACACCAAUGGCAAAUGCCAGGGAGAUGGCGGGGCACCCAUGGUCUGUGCGAACUGGGGAUCUCCGAGGCUCUUCCAAGUUGGCGUCUUCAGCUGGGGUGUGAGCUCAGGAUCCAGGGGUAGACCUGGCCUGUUUGUAUCUGUGACUCAAUUUAUUCCAUGGAUCCUGGAGGAGACGCAAAAGGAGGGAAGAGCCCUCACUCUCUCAGGAGCACAGAGAAGCCCCUUGACAUGUAGUCCAUGGUUCCCCAUAUUGCUGAGCUUGGGGUCUCAAAUGCUGCUUGCUGCUAUGUUUGCUGGUGAUAAAUCAGAAUUCUGA